Tigriopus californicus is the source of this 2226-nucleotide messenger RNA. Its product is annotated as beta-1,3-galactosyl-O-glycosyl-glycoprotein beta-1,6-N-acetylglucosaminyltransferase 4-like. The record is from RefSeq and is a predicted model, not a curated record. NCBI's taxonomy places the organism in Eukaryota, Metazoa, Arthropoda, Copepoda, Harpacticoida, Harpacticidae. The transcript has 4 exons. Bases 848 to 2212 code for a protein of 454 amino acids. Gene Ontology annotation, molecular function: glycosyltransferase activity. Gene Ontology annotation, cellular component: membrane.
AGUGUGGCCCUGCCCAAGAAACGACGUCCUUGGGGUCGGAUCGGUGACCAUGCGUGCGAGUGUGAUUCGAAUUCCUGGACGAAUCAGACAGCUUCUCAUUGGAUGGCUUCAAGGAACUUGCAGAGCGGUGAAACAAUUUCCAGCAUGGCCAGAUGCUGCAUCCGUCAGUCUUCGACCCUUUGAAGCGAAGAAAAGCAUCUAGGAUCUCUUGUGUUAUUCUAGUUCAUCUUCGCUUGGGGUGUGGAAACAUCUGUGUGCCGAAUAUUUGUCACUUUCAUUCACCCUCUUUGCGUGUCUGCGAGCAUUCGAGUUCGUUCUUGGCUUGCCAUUAGUCGUUGGGAUAGUUUACAAUUGUCGGUGCGUUCGGAUCCGCAGCAAGCCAUGAGGAUGGGGACGCAAACUUGUUUCAAGUCAUUCUGAAGUUCUUGUAUACCGUUUCUAGUGAGUUCAAAUUGUAAUCAUUGGCCAAGGUAUUGCUUUGUGCGAUAAAGUGGACAGACUGCUUGGCCCCACUCAUGUAAGCCGAUGCAGGGUAAUACUCGAUCUGGAAGUCCUUGGCUUGAAAUCACUGUGUCAGGGGAGUUUCUAAUUUCUUCAGGAUCAUUCAUUACUGAAGCACACCCAUUCGACACAAGUGUUAAGCUUGCCCAAAAAGAAACAGUGGAGAAACAAAUGUACAAGCUCUGAAUUACGCGUACCUAUAUAUAAUUGGACCUCCAUAGGUUGAGUGAAUUAAUGAACAGUUGUUCCAGAAACAAGUUGGAAAAAUGUAGACAAUGGAAUUCAAAGCAGCUUGUGGCGACAAAUAUUUGGCUUGGAAGACAAUUUUUUGAGUUAUUCCGACACGAUGGGAAGGCGUGUGGGACUUUGUGGGAUCAUGUGCUCUCCGCGAGGUGUUUUAGGGUGGUUGUUAGGGAUCACUCUUACGCUUGUCAUUCUUUCCCUCUCGAAAGGUCCAAUUCCAAUGGAGGUUGGACUUGUGAUAAACCGAUUUUGUCCUAGUUUAUGGCACGACAUGAAAGUGAGGAACGUGUUCGCUUUGAAGAAACAGAUGGAGAUGAACUUCUCGAAUCAAGCCAUCAUCAAGAAGAGCUACAACUGUUCCUCGCUCAUCAACCCAAUCAAUGACCCGAGUGCAAUCCCAGAGGGUGUUCCCCUCGCCUUUUCCAUCGUGUUCCACCGUGAGCUGUCCGUUCUGGCCACCCAAUUGGACAUGCUUGUCAAUGGUGCUCGCCAUGCCUUUUGCAUCCAUGUGGAUGCUAAAGCCAAGCCCAUUAUCCGAGAUUCGGUUCACAGAAUGGCCAAUUGCUACCGGCAACGCUAUCCAGGGAUCACCAUUAUCGUUCCCAACGAUACCAUUCCCGUGUAUUGGGGCCAUUUCAGUCUGCUACAAAGUGAUUUAUUGUGUGGACGGAGGCUUUACGAUUCGGAUCAUGAUUGGCAAUACAUGAUGUCCAUUGCUGGAACGGAAUUGCCGAGCGUUCCAUUGAGCAUCUUGGAGUCGAAGCUUUUGUCCCUGAAUGGACGAAGCAUUAUCCCGAGUGCCACUCCCUCAGGUCCCCAUUUCCAUGAACGAUUUUCUCAUGUCUGGGAACUCGAUCUAAAACCAACCACAUACUCAAGACCAAAUAGGAUCAGCGGUGGCGAUGAUCCUAAGAGACAGCCCAAAAUGACCCAGUCUAAAAUUGUCAAAAUACCCCCACCACACAAUCUGGUAAUUCUCAAAGGCAUGAGAAACGUGAUUUUAAAUCGCACCAUGGUGGCAUUCAUCCACUUUCAUCCUGUGGCCAAGAAUUUUCUCCAAUGGAUGUCCAAUAGUAUGAUUCCUGAAGAAGGAUUUUAUGCUACUUUGGCCCGUGUGCGCAUCUAUCAGGAUGAAUUUGUUACUCAAGACCUAGAGGCCCCUAAUGAUGAAGAAAUCCUAGUUCCCCGGCUGGCAUUUUGGGAGGGCCACUCUGAUCCUUGCUUUGGUGGCUACGUUCACGAUGUUUGCAAUUUCAACACGCAAGAUAUUCCUAACCUCGUCAAUGCAACCCAAUUUCAAACCUUUUUAUUUCUAAACAAAUUUGAAGCCACGAAGGACCCAUUAGCUCCAAUAUGUUGGCGAUCUCAUGUGGAAUCCCGUCUUUCUCUGAUUCCAGAGCUUCAUUCUACGGCUGUGAAAGGAUCUUCCUUGGAUUUCAGUGAUAUGAAGAUUAAUUAUAAUACAUAAGAGGAAAAAACUGA